Nilaparvata lugens (brown planthopper) is the source of this 3309-nucleotide messenger RNA. Its product is annotated as nephrin. Gene Ontology annotation, molecular function: protein binding. The transcript has 16 exons. The coding region runs from base 445 to 2898 and encodes 817 amino acids. The record is from RefSeq and is a predicted model, not a curated record. NCBI's taxonomy places the organism in Eukaryota, Metazoa, Arthropoda, Insecta, Hemiptera, Delphacidae.
AGUCAGUUCUGGCGCUUUGACGCGUACGCGCUUCUCUCCGGUGAUAAUUUGCCGAUUUUCCGUCGCUGUCAGAUAUUUACUUUCCGAGAAACCUGUGGAAAACUCCGGGAAAACUCUUGUGAAAGUCUCAAAUCUAUCUAUGCAGUCACUAAAGCAUGUUGAUGAAUUUGUGAGCGUAUGAAAUGUGUUAAAAAAAUCUAAUAAAAAGUGUAGUGUUUGAAAUCUUCUCCUUAUAAACUUUAUAUAAUAUACUUAUCUCAUGUCAUAGUCAUAUUUUUUAUUCUUCUCAAUACUUUUUCCAUAAUAUGAACUGGAAUAUUCAAUUACGAUGUGCUAGUUUAUAAUGAUGUAUAUAAUGCGUUGAUAAUAUGCAGUGAAGCGUCAUCAUAGAACAUUAAACGGAUGUAAUACUGGAGAGUCUUGAAUAUACUGUUGGAAUAAGGGAUGUCUCCUAACAUGUUCAAGGGCUCGUUGGCUGUGCUUCUGCUGCUCAUCUCUGCUACGCUUGGUGAACCUUCCAUUCUUCUUGAAGAAGCAGAGAUAACAACAGCAGUAACGGCCACAACUGGCGGAAACGCCAAACUGCCCUGCAACCUGACACCACCGUCAAGUCAGGACAGGGUGUCUCUGGUCAUCUGGUACAAGGGUGACAGCAAAAUGCCCAUUUACAGUGUGGACGUGCGCGGGAGGGCGCUGGAGGUGGCCAGCCACUGGGCUGACGACAAAGCACUGAGUGGCCGCGGACGCUACAUGGCAGAUCCACCCAUGUCCUAUCUCAUCCUGGAGGGCGUCAACGAAGCCGACGCCGGAAGCUUCAAGUGUCGCGUCGACUUCCGCUUCUCACCUACGCGCAACUCCUUUGUCAAUCUCACCGUCAUAGUACCUCCAAGGAAGCUGACACUCUUGGACUCGAAUGGAGGAAGCCUGCAAACUUCCUACAUUGGUCCGGUUAUGGAGGGGUCUGGCGUCCAACUCACCUGCAUUGCUGUUGGAGGUCGUCCGCCGCCGCGGGUGAGCUGGUACCGUGACGGGGUGAUGGUGGACGACACGGACGAGACACUGUCGGAACGACGUGUGAAGAACGUGUUAAUCAUCGAGCGAGUGGAGCGACGUCACCUCGGUUCGCUGCUCACGUGUAAGGCCUCCAACACAGACACCAUCGAACCACUCUCCACCACGGUCACCAUCGAUCUGCAUUUGCGGCCAUUAGAAGUGAGCAUCCUGGCUGAGAAGGGCCCACUAAGUGCGGGACACGAAUAUGAAAUUCCCUGUCAAACAUUUGGAUCGCGACCAACUCCCGUCGUAACGUGGUGGAAAGCUGGAAGGAAAAUUCAAUCCAACAUAAGGGAGUCUGUAAGCUCGGAUGGAAACGUAACAAUAAGUAUGCUAAUUUACGUACCAAAAAUAGAAGAUUCCGGACAAGUGAUAUCGUGCCGAGUGAUGAACUCUCAUUUCCCAGCUCAGGUCAUGGAGGACUCUCUCACCUUGAACAUUCAUUAUGCACCAGUGGUAAGUCUGGAAUUGGGAAGUAGCUUAAACGCCACUACAAUAAAAGAGGGAAUGGAUGUUUACUUUGACUGUUCAGUUCAAGCAUAUCCUUGGAUUCGUCGGCUGUCCUGGCUCCACAAUAAUGAAGACGUGGAAAAUAAUGCAAGUUUGGGUCGCAUUAUCACUAAUCAAACAUUGGUAUUACAAGCGGUAACACGAAAGGCAGCAGGACGUUACUCUUGUAAAGCAUCCAACUCUGAAGGAGAGACUGAGAGUAAACCAUUCAAUCUUGACAUUAAAUACGAGCCGCAAUGUAAGCCGAGCCAGCAGAAGGUGUAUGGCGCAGCCAGGGGGGAAGAGAUCUCCAUAACUUGCGGUGUUGAUGCAAAUCCCCCCGCACUGUGGUUUCGCUGGAUCUUUAACAACUCGGCUAUAAGAACAAAAACCAUAGAAAGUUUCGAGGCGGGAGGGGGGCGCAGUGUGGCUGCUUACAGACCCGUGCAGGAGUCUGACUACGGCACCCUGCUCUGUUGGGGCAGGAACACCCUCGGAUCUCAGCCGGUGCCAUGCGUAUUUCACGUUGUGCCUGCAGGCAAACCGGACGCUCCGCACAACUGUUCGGCGACAAACAAAAGCCAGACCUGGCUGCAGGUGCGCUGCUCCAAAGGCUUCGACGGCGGUCUGCCACAGGUGUUCUACAUGGAGGUUACUCAGGCCACCACCUCCAUCACCACCUCCACCUCCACCACCACCGUCGACUCCCCCAUCCUGGUGGCCAACAUGACGAGUCGCGGGUCGCCCACCUUCUCCAUCCAGGAUCUGGAGCCGGGCACCACCUACCUGAUCACAGUCUACUCGGGCAAUGGCAAGGGGCGCAGUGUCAAGGCCACCAGCAUUCGAGUGGCUACUCUCGGGCACACGCUGCAUCAGCACCACAGAACCAAUGAAAGUGAAACAGAACUGAUCGAUCCGGUGCUGUGGAUAGCGGUGGCUGGCGGCAUUCUCGCCGUCCUAAUUCUGAUUGUUCUGGUGCUGGUAAUCCGCAGAAAGCGGCAUCGCAGUCAGUUGACACAGGAACGCACCAGCGAACACGAUCUGGCCAAAUCCAGGACCGAACUGCUCACUGUGAUCGGCCCCACAGAAGACGAUCGCAACCCCGAUGUGAUACCCAGUGCAAACGUUGUUGGAUGCACAGUAAAUGCACAAUAUCUACAAGAUAAGUGGGAGGAGCAGAUAGUUGUGAGGGAGCUGCAACCGCAUUUACCCCCCGAUAAGUUACAUCGUAUUUCAACGGAGGAAUUGGCGAAGUCAUUCAGCGGUAGCGCAAGAAGUUUACACGUUUGGCGCGGCGAAUUGCGUAAUGCCGAAACGCAGACUCAACACAAUAGGCAUAAAGAAAGCGCCGUUUAGCAGUUGUAAACACGUAGCAGCAACUUCAACUCUGUGAUAAUAUAAUAAACUUCCAUUCAUGACGAAUUGUUCAGAUAAGAGGAAUGGAGCUCAAUUUACUGCCAUAUCUCACGUUACAUUCGCUGAUGUGCAUUGAUCCGAGACUCAUAUAUCCAGCAUUUAACCUGAUUGAUGUAAAAUAAUGGACAACCCUCUCAAAAUGUAUGAUGAAUUGAUAUGGUUAAUUGGAUGUUUCUUGGAACGUAACCUUUGUUAAAAAGCAUUAUUAACUCAUUCAGAAAUGGCUACCAAUGAACGACAAGUUUUUCAUUCCUCAAUAUGAGUUAUCAAUGUGAUCCAUUUGAGAUUUGUAUUUUUAUAACUGAAUUCAGUUUUUAUUAUUGUAAAAUAAUCACAAAGAAUAUUAAAAAA